AUGAUGGAAGCCGUUGUGUCAUUUAAAAGGGAAAAUGACAUGUUCUAUGAGGACGGCGAGUCAUCUCUACCCUCUCCAUUUAGUUUGAUGCCUGAGGGACACAAAGGCAGCUAUGAUUUAGAACAAAUGAGGCAACAGGAAGAGGAGCAGAAUCAGAGUUUCACCUUCACCAGUGACUUGGAGGCUGCUCGAAAUACCAACACCAAUGCCAUCAAGAGAGGAGAUGCAGAGGCAUACGUUGAGUUGAAUGAGCUUCGGGGGGAGGUAUGGCAGGAAAUGGGACGCUGGGUGGGUUAUGAGGAGAACUUCAGCCCUGCCACAGGACAAUGGGGUUCCUCCCAGAUUUCCUAUCUCACAUUCAAAAGCCUCAUUCAACUCCGCAAAGUCAUGAGCACAGGAGUGGUGCUGUUGGAUGUUGAUGACAGCAGUUUAUCAAGCAUUGCUCAGAAGAUGGUGGAACAACUUCUGCUCAAAAAAGAGAUCCGGCCCACUGACCGCGAUGCUCUUGUGGCAAUACUGCAACGUAAGCGCAGUCAGUUAGAGCCCACUUCUUCCCCUAGUUCAGGAGACAUAGAGAUGCAGACAUUCUCAGUCACCAAACAGCGAGACAUGGUUGAUCGUGUAGAGGCCUCUGUUGUUCUGUCAGGUGUGGUGGAAAACCUUCAGAAACCAGUAGUAGCAUUUGCACGUCUGCAGAAUUCAGUGGUGAUGGAAGGAGUUUUAGAAGCUCCAAUUCCUGUUCGCUUUGUCUUCUUCCUGGUGGGCCCCAGCCACAGCGGUCUGGACUACCAUGAGAGUGGCCGGGCCAUGGCAGCACUGAUGGCUGACUGGGUAUUCACUCUGGAAGCUUACUUGGCCACAAAUGAGAAGGAUCUGACCAAUGCCAUGGCAGACUUCAUGGACUGCAGCAUUGUGAUACCGCCGACAGAAAUCCAGGAUGAGGCGAUGCUCAAGCCCAUAAUUAAUUUUCAAAAGAAGAUUCUACGUGAAAGGGUCCGCCCAUAUGAUACCAGACUCAUUGUUGGGGGCAAAGCACCAACUGGACCUGAGAAGCCACGGGAGGAUCCCCUGGCCCGUACCGGCUAUCCAUUUGGUGGUAUGAUCAAAGACAUAAAGCGCCGCUACAAGCAUUACCUUAGCGACUUCAAAGAUGCAUUAGACCCUCAGGUGCUGUCUGCUAUCAUCUUCAUCUAUUUUGCUGCCCUUUCUCCUGCCAUUACCUUUGGAGGACUGCUUGCGGAUAAGACGGAGCACAUGAUUGGGGUCUCGGAGAUGAUGGUUGCGACCUGCGUGCAAGGUGUCAUCUUUUGUCUGUUUGCGGCUCAGCCGGUUCUCAUAAUUGGGUUUACUGGCCCAUUGAUGGUGUUUGAGGAAGCCUUCUUUCAGUUCUGCAAGUCUCAUGACUUUGAGUACAUCGUGGGUCGUGUCUGGGUUGGCAUGUGGUUGAUCGUCAUUGUGGUGGUGAUUAUGGCAGUGGAGGGGAGCUUCCUUGUCCGCUUCAUCUCACGCUUCACCCAAGAGAUCUUCUCCAUCUUGAUCUCUCUCAUUUUCAUCUAUGAGACCUUUGCCAAGCUCAUGAGGAUUUUCCAAACGCAUCCUUUGACUCUGAACUAUGAACACUUGAAUAAUUCCUUGGAAGACCCCUUCCAUCCUGUCAAAAGGCAUGUCAAUUACACGCGACUUCCUGAUGGCAAUGUUACAGAGAUUCAUGAAGAAACAGAAAGGGCCUACCCCAACACUGCCUUGCUCUCAAUGUGCCUUAUGUUUGGCUGUUUCUUCAUUGCAUACUAUCUGCGUGGGUUUAAAACUGGAGUCUUCUUCCCUGGCCCAAUCCGUAGAAUGAUUGGAGAUUUUGGUGUUCCCAUCGCCAUCUUCUUCAUGAUCGCUGUGGAUAUCAGCAUCAAGGAUGCCUACACACAGAAACUGGUGGUUCCAAAAGGGCUGACUGUGUCCAACACUUCUGCAAGAGGCUGGAUCAUUAACCCAUUGGGUGAGAAGAAGGAUUUCCCAGUCUGGAUGAUGUUCGCCUGCGUUGUUCCUGCCAUAUUGGUCUUUAUCCUUAUUUUCCUUGAGUCCCAGAUCACUAUUCUGAUUGUGAGUAAGCCUGAGAGAAAAAUGAAGAAGGGCUCUGGUUUCCAUCUGGAUCUGCUCCUUUUAGUGUUCUUGGGAGGAGUUGGGUCGAUCUUUGGUGUCCCCUGGCUUAGUGCUGCCACAGUGAGAUCUGUCACCCAUGCCAACGCCCUGACUGUCAUGACAAAAGGUCCCCGACCACAGAUUGAACGGGUGAUAGAACAGAGGGUCAGUGGAAUUCUGGUGGCUGUAAUGAUUGGGGUCUCCAUUCUCAUGGAGCCCAUCCUGAAGAUGAUACCCAUGACAGCUCUGUUUGGGAUCUUCCUUUAUAUGGGUAUCACUUCACUAAAUGGCAUACAGCUUUGGGACCGUAUGCUUCUCCUAAUUAUGCCGAAAAAGCACCAUCCAUCUGUCCCAUAUGUCACUCGGGUGCCAACUAUGCGUAUGCACCUAUACACUCUGAUUCAGGUCAUGUGUUUGGCGAUUCUGUGGGCAGUGAAAUCUAGUAAAUUUUCGCUUGCUCUACCCUUUGUAUUAAUCCUCACAAUCCCUCUUCGAAUGUUCAUGACCGGCCACGUCUUUACUGUGAUGGAGAUGAAAUGUCUGGAUGCAGAUGAUGCAAAUGUGAAAUUUGCGAAAAAUGACGAGGACGACUAAAAUAACCCCUAAACAAACUUGGACAUCUUCCCCGAUUCUUGAUUCGAA
Xyrauchen texanus (razorback sucker) is the source of this 2775-nucleotide messenger RNA. Its product is annotated as band 3 anion exchange protein-like. Gene Ontology annotation, molecular function: bicarbonate transmembrane transporter activity; solute:inorganic anion antiporter activity; monoatomic anion transmembrane transporter activity. NCBI's taxonomy places the organism in Eukaryota, Metazoa, Chordata, Actinopteri, Cypriniformes, Catostomidae. The record is from RefSeq and is a predicted model, not a curated record. Gene Ontology annotation, cellular component: plasma membrane; basolateral plasma membrane. The transcript has 20 exons. Bases 1 to 2727 code for a protein of 908 amino acids. Gene Ontology annotation, biological process: bicarbonate transport; transmembrane transport; monoatomic anion transport.